This is a messenger RNA of Amoebophrya sp. A120, 6095 nucleotides long. NCBI's taxonomy places the organism in Eukaryota, Dinophyceae, Syndiniales, Amoebophryaceae. The record is from the annotation of a GenBank genome assembly.
UCUUUUUCAUCGAUUUCGAAGCCGCGAAAAAAGCAGCCACACCAAAAUUUGUACUUUGCUAAUGUCGAGUUAGAUAUUUGUUUCACAUGUUGCUGUGUCCCUAAGAAAUCUUCAUUUCUCAAACAAUUUCUUUUUCGCCGUGGCCUUGACAAGGUACUAGAAUGGGUCACUCGACAUAGAGCCCUGUUCGUACAAUCUCUAAGAGCCUAUUUUAUUGGAGGCAGGUGGUAGUCGUCCAGGCGCGACCACCACUCGUUCUCCCACACCCACUGUUCAAAGAGGAACUAAGAUAGACUCCACAAAAAACACAACCAACAUGCCCCGCACCGUAGCUCUUCCGAGCCCUCGGACCAGCAGUGCAAGUCGUGCCGCAAGCAGCUAAUUUUGUUGCAAUUUAUUUGCCGUCCUGCUCCGGUCAUAAUUGCGCCGUCCUAUAUUAUCCACCUCUACUUGCUUUCAACCCGCCGGGGCAAGAAAAAUAAACGUGUUGAACCGCCCAUAGUACAACUUCUACGACGCGGCGCUGGAUAAGUUGCGGCAAGAACCGGCACCGACUGCAACGCAGAGGCGCACUUGAAAAUACCGUGGUGAAAUGCAACAAAUAAGGAGAUCAUCACUCUCGUCAUCUUGAAAAGCUAGUACGGGUAGAAGUCCGAGUGGGAACCGAGAACCAGUACAAGCAAAUCGACGCCAAAUCUCGCAACGAGCGCACUCGUCAACAAAUUCUACUAUCUGGGCUAGCAGCUCAUCGCAAGCCAGCGAAGUACUUCACCUCCACCAGCUGAAGCAUAGACCCUGGUCUUGUAGCGAUUCCCUGAGACAAAGAAAAUUUCGGAGUCGUUUUAAAAAGGCUGCUCAUCUGAUAAAAGGUAGAAGCCGAGACUGAACGGCGUAAAUUUAUUCGCAGUUGUGCAUAAGGAAGCGCAAGCGGCGCGAGGACGUGAAUAACAAUAAAGAAACCAAUCCAGAACGACGACGCAGGAGCACUACUCGCCAAAAUGGUGAUCGUUCGACCCGGUGGCGUCCUUGUUGGCGUCCUGGCCGCUUCCUCCAGUACUUCCCCCUUUCCCUUCAGCGACGGCGGUACUUCUAGUAGUGCAGCGGCAUCCACCUCUUCCUCAGCAAUCUCAACCGCAGCAGGAGCUUUAGCAACAUCAAUUAUACCAGCGAUACUAUCUUCCUCCCUCGUAUUGCUCCCCUCGAUCAACAUGAUCCCAGGCGUUUCUGCCACGGAAAACCCGCCACCCCCGCCCAACCAGCCCCCGCAAUACGCGUAUGACACUAUGCACACGCCGAGGAGAAGGGGCGAGCGGGUGAAAUGGAUAGAAUUAGUACACCACACGUUCCGGGACGGGAACAUAACCGACAACGGGCUGGCUCUAUGGUCACUAGAAUCCUGCGCGAUACCCAUGGCGGAUCAGAUACAGCUGUUUACCGACGUCACGGAAAGGAGCGGCCAGCUGUGGAACCGGGAAGCGAUAACGACAGACAACUGGGAAGUGCAGUUUCAACUGGAUGUAUAGUUAGAGUGGGUUCUUCUUUCUGCUUUGAUCAUAAUUACUUGGUGGAAUUGGAUCAUGCAGUAAACAGUAUGUGAACGUGUAGAAGUUGAAAUUGUUAUCCGUAUUCCAUCAAAUACAAAUUUAUCGUCGUCCUGCUCUCCCCCAUCGUCGGUCCCCACAUCAACUACCUGAAAGGUGUCCGCCUUGAACAUCAUCCCGAAGACGCGGAACGUCGGCGUGGCAUUUUGGCUGACGGACUUUCAAGUCACGUCGGUGCUGAACGCGAAAAACAUCGUCGGCUCUUCUCCGAUGAACCAGGCUGAUAGCGUAUCAAAUGCACAAAUGUCUGGGUCUGGAAGAAUUCAUUUUUGUCAUGCUUGUCUGGCAUGACUCUUAAAUCUGUCACGCACGUUACCCAGAAAGAGCUCCGUUUUUCUGUGAUGCAGAGCCGCAGUUUGUCAUGCAGAAUAGGCAACACCUAGGAGCUCAGAAACUUGCCAUGCUGAGCCAGUAUUCGUAGCCUCAUCAUGAGACGCCACCCAGCAUCACAAGUUUCCAGACCCAGACACUUUUACUUUUGAUAUAGCGACUGGAACGACAAUUUGGCGCACUUGGGGUACGAUUUCCUCGGCCACGACACGACGCUCCGGGGGUUUGGCCUCAUCUUCUCGAUCGAAGAUGAGACCGGGAAUGUGAACCCAAAUUUGAGCUGUAUAGAAGAAGUGCUCAGUUUUAAUUUUGUGUAGUGAUGUUGUAUGUCACCUACCACUCUGCUUCACCAUCUCCAUCAGUCACCCUAUUAUAGGUUUUGUUUGCAGUCAUCAUCCACGCAGCAGGCGGGUAGUUGUGAUGUAAUUGCGUGAAAACGCUUCGUUCUUUUUUGACAAACGAAACAAACGCCGCAGGUACCAGAACACCGCGCUCAGAGAAACUCCAGAUGGGUGUGAAUUUCCCGGACAAAAACGCAAUGAAAAUCGAUUUUCGAAAUCAACCACUGGACGUUCGAGUGCGGGUGAAAGCCGGAUCUGUCAGCGUGGACUACAAGUAAAAUUUAUAGAUAAUUUGUGAUCGAAAAUUUAAUAUGUACUUAUUUGCUAGAACAGCUCUAUGUCUCUCUGCUCGACGUCCACCUCGUCCUUCUUGCUACUUCUUCCCUGUGUGGUUUAUCAACUCGCAUUCUAUAGCUAUACGCGAAACGUCGAUUUUUUUUUGAUUUUUGAUAAAAAAAAAUCAGAUUCGCGGCUACGGGCACGAGCGCUGCCAGCGACCGCAAUGCCCACUACUGGCGCCAUGUCUGCAUGCUGAGAGACUACGAACCCCCAAAGCGGACCUACAUGGGCUGGUCAGCUUGGAGCGGGACGCCCAAAGUCGCGGGACAGGCACCCGGCGACUUCAGGGCGGCGGUGAAAAAGAUCCGCACGUAGAAAAUUUAAACUUUACUGAUGAUUUUUCCAUGUUGCAUCUAACUAUAUGCAUUUUGUUCAUCCACCCUCGCCUGCAACUACUACGGCUUCACAAUCUGUGCCUAGUUUACAAAGCAGGAAUAAAUGAAUCAAGAUCCAAAUUAUCCAACAGCUGGAACUACAACCUCGCCACCGUGGGCUCCGAGAUGUCUGUACGAUAGUGCACGAUUCCACUCCCUCUUUUCAUUUCGAAUCAUGCAUGAGCAGCAAGAGGAGAACGAGAAGCACUCCACAAAGGAUGCUUCUUCCGCAUGAUAAUUAAAUCUUCCGCAAGUCACGGUGGACUGUAGAUGUAGCAGUGAAACAAGUAAUAUUUCGCAAUUGCAAGUUAUGAAUGAAGGGCGGGAGCAGCUCUGUGCACUCUCAUAAUCCGGUGUCGCUGAGGAAAUUCGGGACAUGUACGCAGACCUUCACAAAAAGAACUUUUUGUUUGAGAGUAUGGCCUCCUCAGACGGAACGAUUUGAACUGGAAGAAUUUGUCAUGAACAAGUCCAGCAUGGCAGUAAAAGAUCUCCAAGACAACUCCAAACGACCACAUUGGAACAAUGAUCUGCGUAAAGUUUGUAAUGCAAAUAGGCAGGAGCAAACGAUGAAUCACAUCAGAUUCAGACUUGACUUUUCCCUUUCAGACGAGACAGCGUUCGGCUUGACCACGACCUUGUUCCACCUAAGAAAUCGUUCCGCCUGAGCAGGGCAUAGAGAACCAGCGCGAGCAAACGGAAGCGAUUAAUGGCAUCCUGGGCAUGCUGAAGCAGUACGUGAUGGGCAGUCACAAGACGGAGGAGAGCCAGGCAAGGACCCUGCUGCACGUGAAAUCCCAAAUGCUGGACAUGGAAGCCAGCGCGCUCAAGUUGAAGAACGAAAUCCACUACGUCUUGGGUAUAGAACGAAGUAGCGCUGUUUGAGAACAAAUUCAUCUCGUUUUUUCAUUCAGAAUAGAAGAUGGUGGUCUGCACCAAUGUCACGACAUGAUGAACGUCAGCUGUGAUGCUCAGAUAUUAUUUAAGUGCAAAAAUCGAUGUCGAUCUACAACUCCGUCAGAUGAAACAAACUCAAAUACAGACGAAGGCGAGAAGCGGCGUAUUGAGAUGAGCGCCGCGGAGAAAAAAGCCAAAAAAGACCGCAUACUGCGCGAACUUCGGCAGGAGAUGGGAAGUAUCAAAAACGUGAUCUCAAGCAGCGCAGAAGACACGCAGAAGCUGGCAACGGUUUCCACCUCGGUAUAGAACGAACUGAGAUGAUGUAGUUUUGCCUAGUGCUACUCCUUUCCAAGGUUCGAAUGAAUUUACUCUAACAAGAUAGAGGCGCGACCAUGACCAUCCUGUGCUGUCUCAACAAGAAGAUCAAAAACUACCACUACGUUCAUAUCAGGCCCAAGAAGCCGCGAAGACGGACAAGAAGGUGAUGUCGGUUUCCGAGCAGACGGAUGCCAUCAAACGGGCCGCGGAAAGCCAAAUGUUUUACACGAGCUGGAUGAACUAUCGCACGAAAAUAAAACUGUCUCACUGUAGUGAUUUAGCAAAGUUGAUGUAGCAGCAGGGCUAGUAGCUGCUGCAUCUUCACAGGUUUCUUGCUCUUCCGCAUGACAAAGACAAUCAAAAUGUGUCAACAUCAUCAUGCGAGCAUUGUCUCUAGGAGAAAUAAAUACGGCUAUAUUUAUAUUGCUUUGCAUGUGUAGCACGACAGCCCAGCGGCAUCUUUUGUGAUGGAGGAUCCUUUGCAUUUACAGAUUUAAAGUGAAACAUAUUUUUUCUUGCGAUAUUCACGGGAUGGUGAUCGUUUCCCUGCUCGGCAUCGUCGUCUGCAUCUUCUCCAAAAUCAUCUACUUAUCCACUGCAAAAAAUAGGUCUCCGUCUGGAACGAUGCAAAGAUUUGCGAUGCAGCUUUGGCAUGACCCACAAGAAUUAUGUGAAAUACGAGCUGUAGCAACACAUUCACAAGUUUGAUGGUGGAGAUGGCUCCUACUUACUUAUUUCCUGUGUAGUUAUUCAAUCCAGAGCCAAAUCUUUGUGUCGACCUUCCUUAGCAUGAUCCAGACCAAGACACAUUUGCAAUGCAUACCACUACGAGAAAAAGCAUUUGCUGUAGCCACGACAUCUGGCGCAGCCUUUCCAACGUUGUGGCUGUGGAAACGACGAGCAGCAAUUCGGAGCUUUCUUUGUUCUCUCGCAUCGCCUCUUGAAAGAAACAUGUUGAAUUUGAACACUCGAAGCAGAUUAUCUUGAAUGAACAACCAUCCAUCCUUCGGAUGUAAUUGAAAAACUUAAAUUUUUAUGAUCACAACUCACACUCUCAAUCUCAAACUCAAUCUACUCGCGACUCUUCUACACAAACUUUUUGUAUCUGCUGCGAUACUGAUGUACACGAAUAUCUUCUUUUGAUGUAUGGCGAAACCAGAUUCCGCCCGAAUCUUGGUAGGUGGAGCCUCAGUGCUGCCAGUACUGUGACUUGCAUAAAAUUCUAUGAAGUCUUAGCUCAUGUACAAUUUGACAAUGAUACAGAUCCAAGAUGAAACUACCCAGAUAAAAUUACCACUAGUAUUGCGACAUCUCCUUGAGAAAUCUAACGAAAAACAAUAAACAAUUGAGAAUAUUAGUCUACAGCGAAAAUACCUCUUUGCUUUCUCUGUUCGUACAGGAGGAGAAGCUUCGCACGACAGAAUCACUCCACCUGGAAGCUUGUAGGUAUAAUUGCCGAGAUGAGCAUCUUCAAAAUGACGCAUCGACUACCGCCAGUAGGAAAAUCAUGCGGUAUUUUAGAUGUUGGGAAAAAAACGAAAAGUAGAGCUCUCUUGUGUAGUCCCGAUGAACGAUAUGAUAGCGACAAACUACCUACAGCAAAGCGGCCUGCUUGCGCGCGACAGAAAAAUGUACCAAAUCCCAAGCAGCAGCAUAAUCGUUGAGAGUUGCUCCUCCUGAAUUUUGUGGUCGCGAGCUCUACUUCUACUCGUCACUACUUACGCAACCAAGACCAACAGGAAGAAAACGUCGGCGCGACUGAAUGUCUUCUGACCUAUUAAGCAGGACAGAACUUCGCAAACAGUAUGGUCAGCGCUUUGUUCUGGAUCAUGGUUGUAAACGUAUUGGUCACCUCCGGAAGGAGAUGCUGCACAAACUCGAAAGGAACGCUC